Xenopus laevis (African clawed frog) is the source of this 2574-nucleotide messenger RNA. RefSeq names its product vomeronasal type-2 receptor 26-like. The record is from RefSeq and is a predicted model, not a curated record. Bases 1 to 2574 code for a protein of 857 amino acids. The transcript is spliced from 7 exons. NCBI's taxonomy places the organism in Eukaryota, Metazoa, Chordata, Amphibia, Anura, Pipidae.
AUGCUGGGAGUCAUCACUGCAAAUAAUCCAUUCAAAGUACUGAUAUAUGUGGUAGUUUUGUGUGUGGUUCCCUGCAGAUGUGGAGCUCCAUCUGAGAAUCCUGCUUGCCAUCUGAAUAUCAUUGAAACCUAUGAGGACUAUGAGUAUAUAAAGGAAGGAGAUAUCAUGAUUGGAGGGAUUUUAUCCAUGAACGCACUCAUGAUUGACUACUUGGUUCCUGUGUGUUUCUAUGAUGGUAUGCUGUGUGUUGGCGCUCUUGCAAAGAAUUACAGACAACUUGUGGAUUUUUAUUUUGCUAUUGAGCAAAUCAAUAAUAAUUUAGCCCAGUUACCCAACUUGACUCUGGGAUACCAUAUAUAUGAUUCAUGUGGAGACCCGAGGAAGGCUGUGAGGAGUGUGUUCCAAAUAUUAUCUGGUACCAGAGAGCCGGUUCCCAAUUACUCCUGUGUGGGAAAGAGAAACAUUGCUGGAUUUAUUGGGGAUCUUUCAUCAGAAACAACUGUGCCCAUAGCUCAAAUUCUAACAAUUUUGGGAUAUUCCCAGAUCAGUUAUGGAGCUACAGACCCAUCAUUAAGUGAGAGAAUCACCUUCCCAUAUUUUUUCCGGACAGUACAGAAUGAUGAAAGCAGUUAUUUUGCUUUAGGAAAGUUGUUGAGACAGUUUGACUGGACCUGGGUUGGAAUAAUUACAUCUGAUGAUAUCAGUGGAGAUGAAGAACAUCAGCACCUGAGCAAAUAUCUCUACAGUGAAGGCAUCUGCAUAGAGUUCACCGUAAAAAUUAAUGAUCUCACUUCUGUGUAUACAGACCAUGAUUCUGCCAUUAUUUACCUCUCAUCUACCAGCAUUAUUUUACUUUGUGGAACAGUUUCUUUAUUUUUUCUUCUACAAUUGUCUCAUGUGACAUCUGUACUUCUGAAAAAGACAUUGAUACUAUCCACCAACUUGGGAGCCAAUGAUAUUGUCAUUGGUUAUGACCAAGACAUAUUUAAUUGCAGUUUGGUGUUUGUGCCGGGUUAUCAUUAUCAUCUAGACACUCCAGAAAUGAGGAGCUUUUUAGCGAAUUUACAUCCUUUAACAUUCCCAAAGGACAAGUUACUUGAAGAUAUUUGGAUGAUUUUUCAUUUGUGUUUGUCAGAAGAUCCAAACAAGAAUCAUUUAUAUGAAUAUAUCUACCUUCAGAGGCUCCAGAACUGUACUGGGCAGAAACAUAUAACAGAUCUUCCAUAUUUUACAUCUGAUUACAGCUCUCCCCAAGUGCAUCUUGCUGUAGAUAUAAUGUCUAAGACACUUCAUGAUAUGAAUAUGCAGCUUAGUGAGAAAUCUGUGAAAAACAGAGAAAAGCAUCAUUAUGUGCACCAGUUACACCAAUACUUAAAAACACUUACGUAUAACUCCUCUGAUGGGCCGACUUUCUAUUUCAAUGAAAAUGGGGAAUAUAUCACUAGACACUUGAUAUAUAACUACAAAUUUGCUAAUGGAUUGGUGAUUAAGAACCUCAUUGGGGAGUCCUCACCUACAUGGAAGAACAAUACUAUCCCAAGAGCUCGAUGUUCAGACAGUUGUCUCCCCGGCUUCAGGAAGGCACCAAGUUCCAGUGCCCAAUCCUGCUGUUAUGAUUGUGUCUUGUGUUCUGAGGGAGAGAUCUCCAAUAUAACUGAUAGCACAAGCUGCUUCAAAUGCCCAGACAUGGAGUGGCCCAAUGAGGGGAAGAAUCAUUGUAUUGCGCGCAAGGAAGAUUUUCUUUCAUACACAAAUGAUCACAUUUCUGUGUUUAUAUUAUCUAGUUCUAUUCUUCUUUUCAUUAUAAAUCUACUAAUAUUAAGAGUUUUCAUUUCAUACUGGGACACCCCCAUUGUGAGAGCCAACAACAGGAGCCUGAGCUUCCUCCUCCUUGUCUCCAUCAAGCUGAGCUUCCUCAGUGUGUUUCUGUUCCUCGGUCGCCCUGUGGAUAUAACCUGCAUGCUGCGUAACAUCACUUUUGGAAUCACCUUCUCCAUAGCUGUCUCAUCUGUCCUGGCCAAGACUAUCAUGGUUUACAUUGCUUUCAAAGCCACCAAGCCAGGGAGCUCAUGGAGAAAAUGGGUGGGAGUCAAACUGUCCAAUUCUCUAGUCUUCUUCUGCUUAUCCAUUCAAAUAAUAAUCUGCAUGACUUGGUUGUCCAUUUAUCCUCCCUUUCAGGAACUGGACCUUCACACUUACCCUGGAACCAUCAUCAUUCAGUGCAAUGAGGGCUCAGCUAUUGGCUUUUACUCAGUUAUUGGGUAUAUGGGGCUUCUGGCAGCUGUUAGUUUUGUUUUAGCAUUUUUAGCUCGGACAUUACCGGACAGUUUUAAUGAGGCCAAGUACAUCACUUUCAGCAUGUUGCUCUUCUGCAGUGUUUGGAUCACAAUGAUCCCGGCCUAUCUGAGCACCAAAGGCAAAAACACUGUGUGUGUGGAGAUAUUUGCCAUACUCACCUCAAGUGCUGGACUUUUAUUCUGUACAUUUCUGCCAAAAUGCUUCAUAAUUUUAUUUAGACCUGAGAUGAACACAAAAUCCCAUUUACUUGGAAAGAAAACCUUACAACCUACAUAA